Messenger RNA from Hyalella azteca, 1078 nucleotides. Its product is annotated as peflin. The transcript has 3 exons. Bases 58 to 459 code for a protein of 133 amino acids. Lineage: Eukaryota; Metazoa; Arthropoda; Malacostraca; Amphipoda; Hyalellidae. Gene Ontology annotation, molecular function: calcium ion binding. Gene Ontology annotation, biological process: COPII vesicle coat assembly. The record is from RefSeq and is a predicted model, not a curated record.
UACAGGCCUGCUCCACCAUGAUGGGUCAGUGCGACCCAUGUACAGGCCUGCUCCACCAUGAUGGGCAUGUUCGACCACCAGCGGACAGGCCGCAUCGACGUCCAUCAGUUCGCGCAGCUCUUCGCCUUCAUCAACCAGUGGACGGAGGCCUUCAAGCGUGCUGACGCUGACCACUCCGGCAGCAUUACUGUCAGCGAGAUGAUGCCAGUGCUGCAGCAGCAGGGCUACAACGUGUCCCCCGGGACGGUCCAGCUGAUGGUGCAGAAGUACGGGCAGCCUGAGGGGGGCGCGUACCCCCUGCCAGGAGCGACGGCCAGCCUCGGGCUCGACGGGUUCAUCCUGGUGAACGUGCAGCUGCGACGUCUCACGGACACCUUCAGACAGAAGGACGUACAGCAGAAGGGACAGAUCACCGUCAGUUAUGAGGAGUUCGUCACCAUGGUCGUCAAUACCGUCUAGACGGCGGCAAUACUGUCUAGACGGCGGCAAUACUGUCUAGACGGUGGCAAUACUGUCUAGACGGCAACACCGUCUAGUUUCCGUCAUUUGCGUUUUAAAGUUGCGGUCGCGGUUUAAAGUUCAUUUUAAAAAUCAACGUAAUUGGCAUUUGAAUUUAAAGCAGACAACCACAACAAUGAUGGUUGCACAUGCACACAACCAAAACAAUGCUGAUGGUUGAAGACAACCACAACAAUGCUGAUGGUUGCGCACAACCACAACCAUUCCCUGCCACCUAUUUACCGUGGCCCUCUUACGUGUUCUGAAAGACUAUUUUUAUAAGAGAUUUCCAGGAGCGUUUACAUGCGACAUUUAUUAACAAAUAAACGAAUUUUUAAUCUAACUCACAGAUUGUUAUUUGUAAUGUCGGCCUUUCCGUGUAUGUUAUAAUAACCCAUGUUAAGAACAGGUUCUUCUGAAUGAUUGUUAACAAAUAAUGAUUGCUGAUUCAAGUAUAUAUAAUGGCUGCCGGCCAACUAUUGUACUGCUCUGUAAAGUAUUACUGAGCCAAAGUUUCGGUGUAUCUAUUUUCUACGGUGAUUGUCUUGUAUUGAUUCUGAAAAAUAUAUUUGUACUUGUU